AGAAUAUGUGAGGGAAGGAGUGCUUUUUUGUAUAAUUUGACCAAGAAAUAUUGUUAUAUUGCUUAAUUGUGCUAAAAAAUCUGAUUAAGAACCGCCUGAAGAAUAGUUCAAUGCUGGAGUUUUCAUGGAUUUAGAUGCCAAGUCUGCCGCCUUUUCGCUGCGUAAAUACUCGAAGUCUCUAGACAGGGCAGGAACCGCAGGAAUCAGGGCAGGAACUGAGUGGCCUCCCUGCAGGAAGUGAAGACAAAAAUUGUGCCAAGGUUAUGUAACGUGGAAAAAAUGCAUAGCAUAAAGACAGCGUAUCAAAUGAUUUCAGAUGAGAAUUUCUAUUUGUACAAAGUCCGGGAAUCAUCGGAAUAUGAUCACUUCUCCACGCUGUCCGACGAGAUGAUUCUGCAUGUCUUCAAAUGGCUGCCGAAGAAGACACUGAUGAAAUGCAGUCUCGUGAACAGAAGAUUCUUGCGCCUCACGCAGGACGAGACUCUGUGGGCACGCAUGGAUCUGGCCGGCCGAUCCUUGCGCCCCGAGGCUGUUGGUCGCGUGAUUACGCGUGGAGUGAUCAUAUUGCGUCUGGCGCAGACGAAAAUCAUUGAUCCCAUAUUUGAGCCGGACUUCUUCAUUCGCUUCGAUCAAUUCGAGAGCAAGUUGCAGUAUUUAGAUCUGAGCAUGGCCAGCGUCACUGUCGCAAGCCUGCACCAGCUCUUGAAGACAUGCCGACAGCUGAGGAAGCUGAGUCUCGAGCACCUGCAGCUGAGCGAUCGUGUGUGCGAAGAGAUUGCCCAGAAUACCAACUUGGAGGUGCUCAACCUGGCUCUGUGUUCCGGCGUGAGGAGCAGGGGCCUCAGGUCCCUCCUGACGCGCUUAAAUAGAUUGCAGAGUUUAAACAUUUCUUGGACUAACUUGGAGACUGAAUCUGUGGCCAUACUUGUAGAAACAAUGUCUCUGACCAUCCUCCGACUCAAUAUUGCUGGAUGCAGAAAAACCCUGACAGACGAGCAUCUCAGCACAUUGGUGGAUCGUUGCCCAAACAUUCGCGAGUUGGAUGUGUCGGACUGUAAUUUGCUGACUGUGGAAGUGGUCAGAAUCCUUAACGGAUUGAGGGAGCUCGAGUACCUGUCGCUCUCGAGGUGCUACAACAUUUCCGUAUACGCUCUGAUGGACUUCCAGUUCAUGCCAUCGCUGAAUUACUUGGACAUCUUUGGCAUGCUCUCUGAUAACCAACUGAAAGUGAUCAUCAACUCCCUGUCGAGUAUUGGAAUUAAUAAAUUCAUCAACAGUGCUGUGGCCAGACCCACCGUGGGAACGCGUCGGACGUCCAUCUGGGGCCUGAGGACGCGAGAUUGAGAAAAUUUGUAAAGAAUCAAACUCGGAAAAAUUGUGAAAUAAGGGUUUUGAAUUACUCAAGGAAUUAUACUGAUGA
This is a messenger RNA of Phlebotomus argentipes, 1420 nucleotides long. It is a transcript of the gene Skp2, whose product is annotated as S-phase kinase-associated protein 2. The transcript is spliced from 6 exons. Gene Ontology annotation, biological process: SCF-dependent proteasomal ubiquitin-dependent protein catabolic process. The coding region runs from base 280 to 1344 and encodes 354 amino acids. NCBI's taxonomy places the organism in Eukaryota, Metazoa, Arthropoda, Insecta, Diptera, Psychodidae. Gene Ontology annotation, cellular component: SCF ubiquitin ligase complex. Gene Ontology annotation, molecular function: protein binding. The record is from RefSeq and is a predicted model, not a curated record.